CGCUGUCAGGGGAGCGGCGUGGGCGCGGGGCCGGGGGCGUGCAGGGGGGAGGUUUUUGUUGGGGAGAGCGCGGCCGGGGAGCAGAGCUCCGGGACCCAGGAGCCAGAUGCCAUCAAGCUGUUUGUGGGACAGAUCCCCCGGCAUCUGGACGAAAAGGACCUGAAGCCCAUCUUCGAACAGUUCGGCCGGAUCUUCGAGCUGACUGUCAUUAAGGACAAGUACACAGGGCUGCACAAGGGAUGUGCCUUCCUGACAUACUGUGCCCGCGAUUCAGCCCUGAAGGCCCAGAGUGCCCUGCACGAGCAGAAGACACUUCCAGGGAUGAACAGGCCAAUCCAGGUCAAGCCAGCCGACAGCGAGAGCCGAGGAGAAGAUCGAAAGCUCUUUGUGGGCAUGCUCGGGAAGCAGCAGACAGAUGAGGACGUGCGGAAGAUGUUCGAGCCUUUCGGGACCAUAGACGAGUGCACUGUGCUUCGGGGCCCCGACGGUACCAGUAAAGGUUGCGCCUUCGUCAAGUUCCAGACCCACGCCGAGGCCCAGGCAGCCAUUCGCACCCUCCACAGCAGCCGGACCCUGCCGGGGGCCUCGUCCAGCCUGGUGGUGAAGUUUGCCGACACGGAGAAGGAGCGAGGUCUGAGGCGGAUGCAGCAGGUGGCCACUCAGCUGGGCAUGUUCAGCCCCAUCGCCCUCCACUUCGGAGCCUACAGCGCCUAUACCCAGGCUCUGAUGCAGCAGCAGGCGGCCCUGGUCGCAGCCCACAGUGCCUACCUCAGCCCCAUGGCAGCCAUGGCCGCCGUGCAGAUGCAGCACAUGGCUGCCAUCAACGCCAACGGCCUCAUUGCCACCCCCAUCACCCCGUCCUCAGGAACCAGCACCCCUCCUGCCAUCGCCGCCACGCCUGUCUCUGCCAUUCCCGCUGCCCUGGGCAUCAACGGCUACAGCCCGGUGCCCGCCCAGCCCGCUGGGCAGCCCGCCCCUGACGCCCUGUACCCCAACGGGGUUCACCCCUACCCAGCCCAGAGCCCCGCCGCACCCAUGGACCCCCUGCAGCAGGCCUAUGCGGGCGUGCAGCACUACACAGCGGCCUACCCGGCCUACAGCCUGGUGGCUCCCGCCUUCCCGCAACCACCAGCCCUGGUGGCCCACCAGCCUCCGCCCCCGGCCCAGCAGCAGCAGCAGCAGCAGCGGGAAGGCCCUGAUGGCUGCAACAUCUUCAUCUACCACCUGCCCCAGGAGUUCACGGACUCUGAGAUCCUACAGAUGUUUGUUCCGUUCGGCCACGUCAUCUCAGCCAAAGUCUUUGUGGAUCGGGCCACCAAUCAGAGCAAGUGUUUUGGCUUUGUGAGUUUCGACAAUCCGGCCAGUGCCCAGGCUGCUAUCCAGGCCAUGAACGGUUUUCAGAUUGGCAUGAAACGCCUCAAAGUCCAGCUAAAACGGCCGAAGGAUGCCAACAGACCCUACUGA
Sorex fumeus (smoky shrew) is the source of this 1464-nucleotide messenger RNA. RefSeq names its product CUGBP Elav-like family member 3 (gene CELF3). Gene Ontology annotation, cellular component: nucleus; cytoplasm; ribonucleoprotein complex. Bases 322 to 1464 code for a protein of 380 amino acids. The record is from RefSeq and is a predicted model, not a curated record. Gene Ontology annotation, biological process: mRNA splice site recognition; regulation of alternative mRNA splicing, via spliceosome. Gene Ontology annotation, molecular function: mRNA binding. The transcript is spliced from 13 exons. Lineage: Eukaryota; Metazoa; Chordata; Mammalia; Eulipotyphla; Soricidae.